AAAAAAUCUUCAAAAUUCUUUGGUAUUUAUUGAAUGCUCUUAUCAACAUUGGUAUUUUCUCUUAAUUUAGAUUUUCAAAGUUUUGAUAUGCAAUGUCCUCAUCACAUGCUUCAUCAUCUUCGAACACCCCUCCAAAAUGUUUAUGCGGGGAGAUGGCACGUCUAAAAUUGUCGAACACCCCUAGAAAUCCAAGGCGACCUUUUUAUUCGUGUCCCAAUUACAAUAGAGAGGGAAGGCCAUAUUGCGAGUAUUUUUUAUGGGCAGAUAUCGAAGUGGAAAAUGAAGCUAAAGUUUCCUGUGAAAGAGAACGUCACCUCGAAGAGAAAAAAGAACAACUUCGAAAAUGGGAGGAAGAACUCCAAAAAAGGGAAGAAGAACUCGCCUCCGAUCGGGAUGAGCUUCAUGCUAUAAUAAACAAUGAUAACAAUCCACGCAUGCGACCGUGCGUGUAUUGGGGACUUGCAAUUCUGUUAUUUUGUUGUUGGAUAGGAUCAAGAACAAUUGAAGAUUAA
Molecule: messenger RNA, 512 nt
Organism: Carya illinoinensis
Lineage: Eukaryota; Viridiplantae; Streptophyta; Magnoliopsida; Fagales; Juglandaceae
Exons: 2
Coding region: 93-512 (139 amino acids)
Molecular function (GO): zinc ion binding
Source: RefSeq, a predicted model, not a curated record